Molecule: messenger RNA, 1275 nt
Organism: Eimeria acervulina
Lineage: Eukaryota; Apicomplexa; Conoidasida; Eucoccidiorida; Eimeriidae
Product: tRNA (adenine-N(1)-)-methyltransferase catalytic subunit, putative
Exons: 7
Coding region: 1-1275 (424 amino acids)
Biological process (GO): tRNA methylation
Cellular component (GO): tRNA (m1A) methyltransferase complex; nucleus
Source: RefSeq, a predicted model, not a curated record
AUGGCCCAGACCGACGCUUUGGCGGGGGUUGCCCUGCCCGUCGGCGUACCCGUGGCAGCUGAAGAGUAUGUUUUUCAACCGGAAGCACAAGACCGCCAAACGGUCGAGUUCCCUAAGGAAGGGGAGCUGGUGAUCCUCUACGGUUCAAGGGAAAUGAUUCUUCCUUGUUUGCUGAAGAAGUCCGGAGUCUGCCGAACACGACUUGGAAACUUUGACCAUGCGGAUAUCAUGAAAACGCGCGUAGGACAUAAAGUUUACGAGCGACGCCAGGGGAAGUGGUUGGUGGUGCUGCGCCCCACACCUGACCUUCACACUCUUGCCCUUCGGCACCGGACCCAAAUCAUUUAUCAUGCUGACAUAUCGCUGAUCUUAAGCCUUCUGGAUGUCCGCCCGGGGAAAACUAUUGUUGAAGCAGGAACGGGAUCUGGGUCUCUGUCAUAUUCUUUGGCCAUGGCGCUGCGUCCCGAGGGCCGCCUGUUCACCUUCGAGUUCCACGCGCAACGAUGGCAAGAAGCGCGCGAAGAGUUUAAGCUCCUUGGGAUCGUGAAGGAAGUCCACGCCAUCCAACGCGACGUUUGCGCAGAUGGAUUCUGCUCGCAGCAAGCUCCUGCAGCAACAGCUGAGUCCUCCGGCACAACGGAGAAGGCAGCAAAAAAAGAGCACGAGGGGGAUUUGCCGUUACCACACACCGCGGACGGUGUAUUUCUUGACCUGCCUUCCCCGUGGCUUGCCCUGAAACAUGCCGACGAGGUUCUCAAGGGUGGAGGCCGCUUGGUGACCUUCUCUCCCUGUGUUGAGCAGUUGCAUAAGACCUUCGCAGCAGCGCAGGAGCUGGGCUUCCAGGAUUUUCAAGUAUUUGAGAUCCUUGCUAAACCCUGGGGGGCUUGCAUAUCUCGUCCGCCGUUGGAUCACAAGAAAACCGAGAAGGCAAGGAGAAAACGGGAUGCACCCUCACAGCCGCAACCCGACGGGGAAGAAGAUGGGGAUGCCCAGGAGAAACAAGAUGGCCAGCAACACCCAUCUACGUCAUUCCCUGCUCUCUUGUCUCACUUCUUGCAACGUCCUUUCUCACAGUCUACCAGCUGGUGCAGCGCAGCUGCAGACUCACGUGGAGCGGUGGCAACAGGCUCCUCGGUGGUUUCAUCAGAAACAGAUCUGGAGGAACCGUCACGCAUUAGUAGCUACCACUACCAACUGCCGAUGAAGGGGCAUACAGGAUAUGUUGCUUAUUGCGUCAAGCCCAGCGAGGACGAGUGCUUGCAGCCACUCCCGUGA